Calidris pugnax (ruff) is the source of this 2261-nucleotide messenger RNA. Its product is annotated as lateral signaling target protein 2 homolog. The transcript has 12 exons. Gene Ontology annotation, molecular function: metal ion binding. Bases 400 to 2172 code for a protein of 590 amino acids. Gene Ontology annotation, cellular component: early endosome membrane. Gene Ontology annotation, biological process: negative regulation of epidermal growth factor-activated receptor activity. NCBI's taxonomy places the organism in Eukaryota, Metazoa, Chordata, Aves, Charadriiformes, Scolopacidae. The record is from RefSeq and is a predicted model, not a curated record.
GCGGGCAGGCAACAAGGCAGGACCGGGCAGCUCAGCGCCCGUCCCGGCGCCGCCCGCUCCUGGGGCGAGGAGAUCCCCCCCUCCCGGUCCCCUCCAUCCCUCCGGCCUCCCGGGGGUCUGGGGGAGAGAUGGGGCGAGGAGCGUCCCUCCGGGCUGCCCCGCUCUCCCCCCCCCGGGGGGGGCUGCCCGCGGACCUUUCACCCGAGCCGGUGUUUACAGCCGCGCACGGCUCCGUGCCCACGCCGCCGGGAUGCGGCCGAGCUUGUUCAUCCUGCUCUGCCCCUGGGGAAACUGAGGCACGGGUGGGUGGGGACGGCGGCGCUCCCCGGGGAAGGCCCGGCUGGGGGCCGCCCGCCUCCCCGCCAGCCCCCGGCACAGCUUGCCCAAACCGGAGCCACCAUGGGGGUCCCACAUACCUGCCCGAGUGGGUGUUCGUGGACCCCACGGGGAUUGGCUGCAGGGGAGCCAACCCCAGAGCCCCUGCCCUGCCUGGCUGCAGGCACAGGAGGUUUGGGGUCCCCCUGUCCCAGCACCCUGAGCUGUGGGGUGCUCCUGCCAUCCCCCCCCACUCUCCUCUCCCCACAGCGCUCCGACCCCCGCCUGCUCUCCCAGUUCUUCUUUGCUGAUGAGAAGGUGACACGGGUGGUGGCCGAGAUCAAUGGGCUGGAUGCUGAGCUGGACCCGCAGCAGUACCUGGUGCUCCUCAACCAGCUCCACCUCAGCCAGGCUCAGCUGCUGGCCAUCCUGGAGCGGAUCAUGGAGGAGUGCAUCCCCACGCAGCGCCACAGCCGCGACUACCUGGUCAAGUUCCCCGAGGAGCUCUUGGUGGACAACCUGGGGAACCACAUGCUGUUUGCCGCCGAGUGUCUCCUGGCUGGGACCUUCCUGGAGGUGGAGGAGGCGGACGGGGCGCAGCUGCGGCCCAAGGCCAGGAACCUGCUGUGCAGCCUGGAGCUGGUGCGGACGGUGCUGCGGGAGCAGAGCUUGAGCCAGCCCAGCUCCUACCCAGAGCCCGUCCGGACCGUGCUCGUCCAGUUUGACCGGCUCUUCGCAGAGUUCGAGCUGAGCUACGUGUCCUCGCUGGUGGCAGUGAAGUCUCCUGAGGAGAUCUACAGGCAGCAGGAGAUCAUUGUGCUCUUCUGCGAGACAGUGGAGAGAGCCCUGCGCCUGGGCUACCUGACCCAGGAGAUGAUUGAUGGCUAUGAACCGCUGCUGAUGUUCACCAUCCCUCGCCUGGCCAUUAUCAGUGGCCUCCUCAUCUACCCUGAGGGUCCCCUCAGCCUGGAGCAGAGCCCUGAGCAGAUGUCCCGAGUCUUCAGCCCCUUCUACAACCUCCUGAAGAAGAUCAGGGACCUGCUGCGGGUGCUGUCGGUGGAGGAGCUCUGCCUGCUGGAGAGGAGCCUGUGCACAGCCGAGUCGGAGGAUCCCUGCGGUCCAGCCACCCCCUCAGCUUGGGGGGCAGCCGUACCCAGAGCAGAUCCCCCUGCUUCCUGGGGUCUCCUGGAGGUCCCCUGCACCACCCCACCACCCUCCACCUGCACGGCACGGGUGGGACCCCCUGGCGUUGUGGAUGACCUGGGCACCAACCGGCGGUGGGGCCCCCAGCCCCCCAGGAGCAGCUCGGGGCUCGAUGCCUCCCCAGGUGCCCACUGCUGGGAGCUGCGCUCCCGCUACAGCAGCACCAAGGACAUGCUGCACACCCUCUUCGUCUGCAUCUCGGGGGUGGCCGAUCAGCUCCAGACCAACUUUGCCAGCGACCUGCGGAGCAUCUUGAAAACGGUCUUCAAGAUCGUCGCCUCGCAGACAGAGCCCUUGGAGGAGCCAAGUGCCAGCCAGGAAGAGGAUGGUGACCCGUGUGCGGCAGAUGCUCCUCGCCUGGCCGACUGUCCCCUGUGCUCCAGCCCCACAGAAGCUGCCGGGCUCCGGAGGACAGGUGCCCGCUGCCUGCCCGAGUGGGUUCCGGACAGCACCUGCAGCCAGUGCUCUGCCUGCCGCUCGCCCUUCACCCUGCUGCGCCGCCGGCACCACUGCCGCAGCUGCGGGAAGAUCUUCUGUGCCCGCUGCUCGCCCCACGCCGCGGCGCUGCCACAGUACGGCCAGGCCAAACCCGUGCGCGUCUGCACGCACUGCUACACCGCCCACCUCUCGCCCCACGGCGCCCGGAGCCACUGAGAGACACACCCCCAGUGCCACCGAGAGACCCCCGGUGCCAGAUUCUCAUCCCUAGGAGACUGCAGCCCCCUGGGACACACACACACACA